AUGAGCGUGGGCUUCAUCGGCGCCGGCCAGCUGGCCUGUGCGCUGGCGCGCGGCUUCACGGCCGCAGGUGUCUUGUCCGCUCACAAGAUAAUAGCCAGCUCCCCGGAAAUGUAUCUGCCCACGGUGUCUGCGCUCAGGAAGAUGGGCGUGCACCUGACCCACAGCAACAAGGAGACGGUGCGGCACAGCGACGUCCUGUUCCUGGCCGUGAAGCCGCACAUCAUCCCCUUCAUCCUGGAUGAGAUCGGGGCUGACGUCAAGGCCAGGCACAUCGUGGUCUCCUGCGCGGCCGGUGUCACCAUCAGCUCCGUGGAGAAGAAGCUGAUGGCAUUCCAGCCGGCCCCCAAGGUGAUUCGCUGCAUGACGAACACGCCCGUGGUGGUGCGGGAGGGUGCCACGGUGUACGCCACGGGCACCCAUGCCCUGGUGGAGGAUGGACAGCUCCUGGAGCAGCUCAUGAGCAGCGUGGGCUUCUGCACCGAGGUGGAGGAGGACCUGAUCGAUGCCGUCACGGGGCUUAGCGGCAGCGGUCCUGCCUACGCGUUCAUGGCCCUGGAUGCGUUGGCUGAUGGUGGGGUGAAGAUGGGCCUCCCGCGGCGCCUGGCUGUCCGACUGGGGGCCCAGGCCUUGCUGGGAGCUGCCAAGAUGCUGCUGGACUCGGAGCAGCACCCAGGCCAGCUCAAGGACAACGUCUGUUCCCCCGGGGGUGCCACCAUUCACGCCCUGCACUUCCUGGAGAGCGGGGGCUUCCGGUCCCUGCUCAUCAAUGCCGUUGAGGCUUCCUGCAUCCGAACACGAGAGCUGCAGUCCCUGGCUGACCAAGAAAAGAUCUCCCCAGCUGCCCUGAAGAAGACCCUCCUGGACAGAGUGAAGCAGGAAUCGUCCACAGUGCCCACGCUGACCCCCUCUGGCCCAGGGAAGCUCCUCACCAGAAGUCCAGCCCUGGGAGGCAAGAAGGACUAAGAGAGCCUCUACCUGCUCUGUGGUCCAGGGCGCUCAGCUGAGGGGGCCUUGACCUUCCUACCCCUAACACACACACACACACCCAUUCCCUAGCCAUGCACGCCAAGGGCAGCCUCAGGUAGCUUCUGGGUCCUUGUGAUAAAACCUCCUUAAACCUGUUCAGAUCAAUCCAGCCAGAGCAAGCGGCACUCAUUAUCUCUCCUGUCCCGUGUGGGAAGAUGUCCAAAGGGGUGGUGGGUGCUGGAAGCCAGGUGUAACCCUGCCCACCUCCCGUGUUGGCAGAGAGAAGGAGGCUGGACUUCAGCCCUAGCCCCAGCCAGACAGGAAGCUAUGGGGAGGACCUUUAACUAGGGGGACACUGGAACCCAAAAUGGUCAGUUUCAGUGUCAAAUCAAGGAAGUGAGAGAUGAAACCAUGGUAUGGAGUUUUCCCUUUGAAUUCAUAAAGGAAAAAGAAAUAAGCAACUUAGAAUUUCACAGUUAAUCAGAAAUGUACCAGAUUAGACUGUGCUUGCAUGGAGCCCUGGUGGCGCAGUGGUUAAGAGCUCAGCUGCUGCCC
Trichechus manatus latirostris (Florida manatee) is the source of this 1521-nucleotide messenger RNA. RefSeq names its product pyrroline-5-carboxylate reductase 2 (gene PYCR2). Bases 1 to 963 code for a protein of 320 amino acids. The record is from RefSeq and is a predicted model, not a curated record. Gene Ontology annotation, molecular function: pyrroline-5-carboxylate reductase activity. Lineage: Eukaryota; Metazoa; Chordata; Mammalia; Sirenia; Trichechidae. Gene Ontology annotation, biological process: L-proline biosynthetic process. The transcript has 7 exons.